This is a messenger RNA of Drosophila takahashii, 2053 nucleotides long. Its product is annotated as ataxin-2 homolog. The record is from RefSeq and is a predicted model, not a curated record. Gene Ontology annotation, molecular function: protein binding. NCBI's taxonomy places the organism in Eukaryota, Metazoa, Arthropoda, Insecta, Diptera, Drosophilidae.
UUUUUUGCUUUUGGCCGCGGAACUGACAAAUGUCAAAUACGAAUAGACCGUCGUGGAAUUAAGACGCGCCUAACGCCAAUCGGACUUUUAAAAUGACGCAAAGUGCCAUCAAAUUAGCCCCUCUCUUGGGGGCUCUAGUUCUUGUAUUAUUCCUAGUUAAACAAGUGCAGUGCGAUAAGAACGAUCCGCGGCAAGCGCGCAUAAUGCAGUUUCUCAGUGAGCCCCAGCCGCAUUUCAACCACAACCGGCCACCAGGUCCCGGACUACUGCCCCGGAUAAGGUCGCGAUCGGAUAGCCUGCCCCUUCUUUCGAGCAACCUCAAUCCCAACAAGUUCCUGAGAUCUCAGCAGCCCGCAACCGUUCAGCACAUUAUGCGUCGCGAGCAGUUCGGCAACUUUCCUCCAAACGAUCAGCUCAGGCGGUACCAAUUCGACCAGAAUCAGCCAGGAAGGUUUGCCCACGUGAAGGAUGCACCAGUUCUCGAUGUGGGGAAAAACCAGUUUCCACCGCAAUAUCUCUCGGAGCAGUACAUCCAAAACUUCAAGUCCUCGCCGCGCUUUAAUGGCAAUGUGAUAAUGAAGGACCAGAAACCAGUGUAUGCCCCCAUCCAACAACACGCGAUUCCUGUCCAGGCCUCCCAGUAUCUGCAUUAUCCCAAGCUCUUUGGACAGCAGGGUGCCGGUUUCAGUGUGGUGCCCUCGCAGCAGACUGCCCUCCAAAACAGCCAGUACCCCCAGGAUCCGAAUAGCUACUCGGUCUACGAGGAGUCUGACAAUCAGCCGAAACCAGGAAUUAAUCAGGGGCCUAGCUAUCGCCAGGCAGUGCCUCCCGCAAAGGAGUCGAAGGAGGCGCAGGACUACUUGCACUUUAUGAGCACAAACGAAUACUUCCUGCCCAAGAGAGACCCCGACUACAAGAAGUUGGAUGCCCAGCGUGAUCAGCAGACUCAGGUUCACCAAUAUCCACAGCAACACAAUCAGCAACUACAGCAACAACAGACGACGCAGCAACAUCAGAUGCUGCAACACCAGCAACCGCAGCAGCAGCAUCAACCGCUGAAGCAACAUCUUCCCUAUAAGACUGCUGGCCUAGACAACUCGGUCUCCUCCAGUUACAAUGAACCCAUACAAGUCUCCGACUUGUUCUACCAGCAAGAUCCCGCUCCUGCGAAUUCCGCUGUAGUCCGCGGCAGUUAUCAAGCUGGUCAGGAUGUUUUUGUGGUAAAGUCCGAUGGCAACAAGGCGGUGAAGCAUGUGGUCUCCACUCCCAUGUCGGUCCAAACUACCACUCAAACCCCGCCAAAGAGCCAUCAACUCGCCAAGAGCCACAAGAGCUUCACACCAGAACCCCUCCGAUUUGAGUUCACCGAACAGGACGCGAUCAGGGGAAGUAUGAAGUACACCCAAUCCCCGCAGGCCAAUCAGUACUACUACGAAACUGUGGCCCAAGCAGUCCGUGAACCCGUCAAGUCUGCUGCCCCGAUCUUGGAACUCAGCAAGCCCAUCAAGGAAUACAGUGACGAUCCUGAAGACAGUUCAGAUACCGAAACUGGAAAACAGCAAGAGGAUCAGAAGGUGCCAACUGGGACCAAUUCUGCAACUCUAGAUAGCCCAAAGGACAACGAAAGUUACUGUGAGAAGGUCUGCGCUAAUGUAUAUGAUGAGAAUGAUGAAAUCAUUUGUGGAUCCGAUGGAUACAUGUACACGGGAGAAACUCAGUUGCAGUGUUAUUCCACCUGCCUUAAUAUAAGUGUGACGAUUAAAAGUAAAGGAUCAUGCUCAUAAAAAAGAGUUAAAUAAAAAACUAUUUAUUUUAAUUUAAUUUAUUCUAGCGAUUAUGCCAAUGUAUUUGGAAACCGAUUAAUUAUAACUAUUCAUUGUGCACGAAUUUUGUUACUGGCAAAGGUAGGGUCUUUGUAAAAAGUGAUUAAAUUUGUAUGGUAAUGUAUACAAGCACCGUGCCCUUAUAGAUUUCCUAUUUAAUUAAAUUUUAAAAUGUUAAGGUGAUCUUAUCAAAUCAUUUUCAAUCGAUUAUUACUCUGCUUGUGCAAUUA